AUGAGUAGUGCUGGCAAAACCUCGCCCGACAAGGGCAAAUAUAAAAUUUCUCGACGAGGGAAAAAGCUUAUGUUGGCAGACGACCAAAGAACAUUAAUGGCUUUGCCCAAAGAUGUUCCAGAAAGGACAUGGGCAGAAAUACUCCAAAAGGAAGAAGACGAUUUGAUGAUACUCGAUAUUCGGGAAGAGAUAAUCGAAGAAGCUAUGAAGAUCUGCUAUGAGAAAUAUAUGGAGCGGCAAAACGCCUUGUUUACAGCACACUGUGCUGCUAAAGCGUGGCUCAAGUUGAUUGACUGGUACUUCUACCGCCACGACCCGGGAGAGGAGCCGAGCGCGUAUCCCCCCUGCUACAUCCCCAAGCGACGAGAGUCGUGGACCCCGGACACUCCACCAGACCCUUGCCCCAAGGACACUUGGUGCCAGCAUGACCUGAUGGUGCUAGAAGAUACACAAGAGGAGGGCAUUAAGAAGUGGCCCAGCAGCUCUUCUAUAGAUUAUCCAAUAGUUGAUGAUAUACCGUCUGAUUGCUGCUUUCCAGGUAAAGUCAAUCUACCAUUCGAAAGUGAGACGGAUAAAUAUAAAACUCUCAGUUAUGUAAGCAUGAAGUCAUUAAUUAAUAACAGCGUAACAAGCGAACCGAAUAUUUGUGCAGAGAGCGAAAUAUUGCAGAAGAUCACCGACUACAGCACUGAGGAAAUAUCGCAUAAGGAGUCAACAUACAGUGCGUUAAAAACAACCACACCCGUGGAUGGAUCGUUGCAUGGCGCUGGCGAUUCGAUCGUGGACCGUCUGCGACCCAAGCGGAAACUCACUGAGAAGAGCAAACUGUUUAGCAGACCUAGCAUGAUUGGAAGAUCAAAAGCCACUCUUCCACCCCUGGAUGGAGAUUCCCGUUCCCGAAUCAGUAUUAUUUCCGACUGUCGUUUGAGGAACUUACGGUUGGACACGCAAUACGAAAUAACAUCAGAGAAGAUUGACACGCCCCCGGGGGAAACCGUGAAACGGAAGUAGUAUGCUAUGAUAUGAUUGUAAUAAAAUAUUGGGAUUUUUUUAACGUUUUUUUUGUAGUCUUUUCCAGGAAAUUGUGUUUGAGAAGGUAGAUAUAUUAAAAAGUAUUGUUUUUCCUAGAAUUCUGUAAUGUAUGUGUAAUAAUUAUUACGAUAUUUUUUUAUGUUGUUAUCGAUUGUGUCUCAAUUUUGUUUAUUUUUA
This is a messenger RNA of Colias croceus (clouded yellow), 1209 nucleotides long. RefSeq lists its product as uncharacterized. Bases 1 to 1011 code for a protein of 336 amino acids. The transcript is spliced from 8 exons. The record is from RefSeq and is a predicted model, not a curated record. Lineage: Eukaryota; Metazoa; Arthropoda; Insecta; Lepidoptera; Pieridae.